This is a messenger RNA of Yamadazyma jaroonii, 1269 nucleotides long. The record is from the annotation of a GenBank genome assembly. NCBI's taxonomy places the organism in Eukaryota, Fungi, Ascomycota, Pichiomycetes, Serinales, Debaryomycetaceae.
AUGGAUUAUGAUUAUGAUUUUAUAAUAGUUGGAUGUGGAGUAUUUGGCUUGUCUACUGCAUUAGAGUUAACAAAAACCAAUUGUAAAAUUUUGGCUUUGGAUGCCUAUCCUGUCCCUUCAGAAUACUCUGCAGCUAAUGAUUUUAAUAAGAUCAUUAGAAUUGAAUAUUCUGACGAAGUGAGUGCAAAAUUGGCAGUAGAAGCUUUGCAAUAUUGGGAAAACGAUCCUCUAUAUACCAAGAAUUAUCGUAAAACUGGUAGAUUAACUUUAACACCAGGUGAUCCCACUUCAGACAGAUCAGAAUAUGAACGUAAAAGUUUUGAAAUAUUGUCCAAGCUUGGUGUGAACCAAAAGAUGGUUAAGAUCAACAAAGCUUCCGACGUUGGAAAGUAUAUCAAAGAGUUUGCUAAUAACAAUUUACCACAAGAUAUAAUUUCAACUUAUAAUUAUGAAUGUGGUACUGGCUUAUCAGGAAAGGCUUUAGUUUCGGUUUAUGAAGCUGCAAAAGCUAAAGGCGUGAAUUUUAAGUUUGGGGACGAUGGGAGAGUAACUUCAGUGGGUGAUAAUCACAUAAGGGUCAAAUCGGGUAAGAAAUUCAGUGCUGGUAAAGUAAUUGUUACAGCAGGUGCUGGUACUGGUUUGAUUGUCCCAUUAGAUAACCAGACCAAAGUUUUUGGUACUUUUGUCACUCAUAUUCAAUUGAAUGACGAAGAAUAUGAGAGAUAUAAGAACAUACCUAUCUUUUUCAGUGCACAAUACGGCUAUUUUUUCCCCCCUGAUGAAGACUUACAUCAAAUCAAGAUAGGUGUUACCACUUGUGAUGCUUACGGGGAAAUAAAUCAUCCAUUCGAAGCUGGUAAAACUUUAAGAGCCCCUAGGUAUUCUGUAGACCAUCCUGAAGAAGUGUUACCUGAGAAGCACUACAAAGAUAUAAAGACAUUAUUACAUUUAGUGGUUCCUGACUUAGCAAAUCACAAACUUGUUGGCAAUAAAACCUGUUGGAUUGCCGAUUCCUGUGAUUCGUACUUUUUGAUUGACAACUGUCCCUAUUAUAAAGACGUGCUUGUCGCAACUGGUGACUCUAGCCACUCAUUUAAAUUUUUACCCACCAUUGGAAAAUAUAUUACACAGAAAUUGAAUGGGAGCUUAGAUAAGAAAUUAGAUUCUUUGUGGAGUUGGAAAGUGAAUCCAUCUUUUGCAAGUGGUAAAAAUGCUAAAAGUAGACUUCCAAGACCUCAUUAUAACACUGAGCUUAUUCCAAAAUUAUAG